AUGGCGAGCCUCGUGCUCUUCCUCAUCCUACUCGUGGCCGCCAUGUCGACGCCCGCCGCGCAUUGCCACGGCAACGUCGGGUUCAAGCUGAAGCUGACCCACGUCGACGCGGGCACGUCCUACACCAAGGUGCAGCUCCUCAGGCGCGCCGUCGCCCGGAGCAAGGCCCGCGUGGCGGCGCUGCAGGCCGUCGCCGCGGUGGCGGACCCGGUCGCCGCGGCGCGCGUCCUGGUGACGGCCAGCACCGGCGAGUACCUGGUGGGCCUGGCCAUCGGCACGCCGCCGCUCUACUACACGGCGAUCAUGGACACCGGCAGCGACCUCAUCUGGACGCAGUGCGCGCCGUGCCUGCUGUGCGCUGACCAGCCCGCGCCCUACUUCGACGCCAAGGCGUCCGCCACGUACCGCGCGCUGCCGUGCCGGUCGCCGAGGUGCGGGCAGCUCUACUACCCGGCCUGCUUCCAGAGGGUGUGCGUGUAUCAGUACUACUACGGCGACAGCGCGUCCACCGCCGGCGUCCUCGCCAACGAGACCUUCACGUUCGGCGCCGGCAACUCCACCAAGGUCCGGGUGCCCAACGUCUCGUUCGGGUGCGGCAGCAUCAACGCCGGCGACCUCGCCAACAGCUCCGGCAUGGUCGGCUUCGGCCGCGGGCCGCUGUCGCUGGUGAGCCAGCUCGGCCCGUCCAGGUUCUCCUACUGCCUCACGUCGUACCUCUCGCCGACGCCGAGCCGGCUCUACUUCGGCGCGUUCGCCAACCUCAACAGCACCAACACCAGCUCCAGCUCCGGGUCGCCGGUGCAGUCCACGCCGUUCGUCGUCAACCCAGCGCUGCCGAGCAUGUACUUCCUGUCGCUCAGGGGCAUCAGCCUGGGGACGAGGCGCCUGCCCAUCGACCCGCUGGCGUUCGCCAUCAACGACGACGGCACGGGCGGGGUCGUCAUCGACUCCGGCACGUCCAUCACGUGGCUGCAGCAGGACGCCUACGAGGCCGUGCGCCGCGGGCUGCUGUCCGCCAUCCCGCUGCCGGCGAUGAACGACACGGACAUCGGCCUGGACACGUGCUUCCAGUGGCCGCCGCCGCCGAACGUCACCGUCACGGUGCCGGACUUCGUGUUCCACUUCUACGGCGCCAACAUGACGCUGCCGCCGGAGAACUACAUGCUGAUCGCGAGCACCACGGGGUACCUGUGCCUGGCGAUGGUGCCCUCCGGCGUCGGCACCAUCAUCGGCAACUACCAGCAGCAGAACCUGCACAUCCUCUACGACAUCGCCAACAGCUUCCUGUCGUUCGUGCCAGCUCCGUGCGACAUUAUAUAGAGCUUUUCUUGUGAGUUCUUGCGUUAGACUUCAAUAAAUUCGCUGCUGGUCGUUGCUGCUUGGAAUGUUACCACCGUAGAGUAGCCAUUGCAUCGCGCUGGGAUUCUAGUGUUGUAUCAUCCC
Messenger RNA from Panicum hallii, 1443 nucleotides. RefSeq names its product aspartic proteinase nepenthesin-1-like. Gene Ontology annotation, cellular component: extracellular region. The transcript has a single exon. Bases 1 to 1320 code for a protein of 439 amino acids. The record is from RefSeq and is a predicted model, not a curated record. Gene Ontology annotation, biological process: proteolysis. NCBI's taxonomy places the organism in Eukaryota, Viridiplantae, Streptophyta, Magnoliopsida, Poales, Poaceae. Gene Ontology annotation, molecular function: aspartic-type endopeptidase activity.